This is a messenger RNA of Synchiropus splendidus (mandarinfish), 3358 nucleotides long. It is a transcript of the gene lonp1, whose product is annotated as lon peptidase 1, mitochondrial. Gene Ontology annotation, molecular function: ATP hydrolysis activity; single-stranded DNA binding; ATP binding. The coding region runs from base 15 to 2999 and encodes 994 amino acids. Gene Ontology annotation, biological process: chaperone-mediated protein complex assembly; mitochondrion organization; protein catabolic process. Lineage: Eukaryota; Metazoa; Chordata; Actinopteri; Syngnathiformes; Callionymidae. The record is from RefSeq and is a predicted model, not a curated record. The transcript has 21 exons. Gene Ontology annotation, cellular component: mitochondrial matrix.
ACCUCCAGAUAAACAUGGCUACCUACAUAACGAUGUUCGGAGCGCUGCACAGAACUUUGGUCAAACAGAAAUGUCCGUCUGUCUUCGGACCUGUUUUCGCGAGAAGCGACGGUGUGGGUCUGUAUCGGCUGCGGACCACUCGUUGCUACAGCAGCAGCGAGAGCUCUAAAAGUUACAAUGUGACUGGCAGCACAGUUAUGACAGCUGGCACACGGCUGGCGACUAGACCUCAUCGCUGGAUGCGGGUCAGUUGCACGCCACUCGGAACCACCGGUCUUCUCGCGUCGUCGCGACCGACCAUGGUGCUGGGAAGAACGUUCGGUAACCAGGCCAGCGGUGCAGGCUUCUCCGGGGAAGACAGCGGGGAUAGCGCCGGUUCUGGUGGCGAGGAGUCUGGCGGUGAUGGAGGAGCAUCGUACGGACCUCAAAUGACCGCGUUAACCCCCAUGAUGGUUCCGGAGGUUUUCCCUAAUGUUCCUCUGAUCGCUGUGAGCAGGAACCCGGUGUUCCCCCGGUUCAUCAAGAUUAUCGAGGUGAAAAACAAGGCACUGAUGGAGCUGCUGAGGAGGAAGGUCCGUCUGGCUCAGCCAUAUGCUGGAGUCUUCUUGAAGAGAGAUGACAGUAAUGAGUCUGAUGUAGUGGAGUCUCUAGAGGCCAUUUAUUCCACCGGAACCUUUGUCCAAAUCCACGAGAUGCAAGACCUCGGCGACAAACUGAGGAUGAUUGUGAUGGGUCAUCGGAGAAUUCGUAUCACCAAACAACUGGAGGUGGAGCCCGAAGAACCCGUGACAGAAUCACCAGUGGAGUCUGAGUUGGUGCCAAAGACCUCGUCACGCCGCAAAGCCAAGCGUAGCCGCAAGGACCAAGUGGGCCCUCUGGCUGAGCAGAUGGAGGACAAGAUUUCCGAAGCUGACAUGAGUGUGGAGUUCCAGCCUCUGCCCUCUGCUGACAUCCUGAUGGUGGAGGUGGACAACGUACAACACGAGCAGUUCACGGUUACUGAGGAGGUCAAGGCUCUCACCGCAGAGAUUGUAAAGACCAUCAGGGACAUCAUCGCUCUCAACCCGCUCUACAGAGAGUCAGUUCUGCAGAUGAUGCAGGCUGGUCAGCGGGUGGUGGACAAUCCCAUUUACCUGAGCGAUAUGGGGGCUGCCCUGACUGGAGCGGAGUCUCAUGAACUACAGGACGUUCUGGAGGAGACCAAUAUCCCCAAUCGGCUCUACAAGGCCCUGUCCCUGCUGAAGAAGGAGUUUGAGCUCAGUAAACUGCAGCAGCGACUUGGCAGAGAGGUGGAGGAGAAGAUCAAGCAAACCCACAGGAAAUAUCUGCUGCAGGAGCAGCUAAAGAUCAUCAAGAAAGAACUGGGACUGGAGAAAGAGGACAAGGAAGCAAUUGAGGAGAAGUUCAGAGAGAGACUAAAAGACCGCACUGUCCCUCAACACAUCAUGGACGUCAUCAAUGAAGAACUCAACAAACUGGGCUUGCUUGACAACCACUCAUCUGAGUUCAACGUCACUCGUAACUACCUGGACUGGCUGACCAGUAUGCCUUGGGGCACAAACAGCGAAGAGAACCUGGCGCUUGAUAGAGCCAAAGAGGUUCUAGAGGAAGACCAUUAUGGGAUGGAUGAUGUGAAGAUGCGGAUAUUGGAGUUUAUUGCUGUUAGUCAACUGCGUGGCACCACUCAGGGAAAAAUCCUCUGUUUUUACGGACCUCCAGGUGUCGGAAAAACAUCCAUCGCCCGCUCCAUCGCCAGAGCCCUCAACAGACAGUACUUCAGGUUCAGCGUGGGUGGGAUGACCGAUGUGGCUGAAAUAAAAGGACACAGGAGGACGUAUGUGGGAGCAAUGCCAGGGAAGAUUAUCCAGUGCCUGAAGAAAACCAAGACUGAGAAUCCCCUGGUGUUGAUAGAUGAGGUAGAUAAAAUGGGCCGUGGUUAUCAAGGAGAUCCAUCAUCUGCACUGCUGGAACUUCUGGAUCCCGAACAAAACGCCAACUUCCUGGACCAUUACUUGGAUGUGCCUGUGGACCUGUCAAAGGUGCUGUUUAUCUGCACAGCCAAUGUGAUUGACACCAUCCCAGAGCCUCUCAGAGACAGGAUGGAGAUGAUUAAUGUGUCUGGAUAUGUGGCCCAGGAGAAGCUGGCUAUUGCAGAGCGCUACCUGGUGCCACAGCUCCGCACUUUGUGUGGGCUGGUGGAGGAGAAGGCCUCCAUCUCAUCUGAAGCUCUUGGUCUCCUCAUCAAGCAGUACUGCAGGGAGUCUGGAGUCAGGAACCUGCAGAAACAAGUGGAGAAGGUUUUCCGUAAAGUGGCGUUCUCCAUCGUCAGUGGAAAACAGGCCUCCGUGACCGUGUCACCUGAAAACCUGCAGGAGUAUGUUGGUAAACCGCUCUUCACAGUGGAUCGGAUGUACGAUGUCACGCCUCCGGGCGUGGUCAUGGGUCUGGCAUGGACGGCGAUGGGAGGUUCAACUCUGUUCAUCGAAACAUCACUGCGCCGCCCUGCUGGCAAGGGGGAGCAGAAGGGUGAGGGGUCGCUGGAGGUCACAGGUCAGCUCGGUGACGUGAUGAAAGAAAGUGCGAAGAUCGCGUCAACCUUUGCCAGAGCCUUCCUGAUGAACAUUGAUCCCAAAAAUGACUUCCUUGUCAACUCUCACCUGCACCUGCAUGUACCCGAGGGGGCCACGCCGAAGGACGGACCCAGUGCUGGCUGCACCAUCGUCACGGCCCUGUUGUCCCUGGCAACCAACAAAUCAGUGCGUUCCAAUGUAGCCAUGACUGGAGAGGUGUCACUGACUGGAAAGAUUCUGCCUGUGGGAGGAAUUAAGGAGAAAACUAUUGCUGCUCGCCGUGCCGGAGUGACGUGCAUCAUUCUUCCAGCUGAGAACAAGAAAGAUUUUUCUGACCUGCCAGACUACAUCACCGAUGGACUAGAGGUCCACUUUGUGGAUCACUACAGCCAGAUCUACCCUGUGGUCUUCACACAAGAUCAGUCCUAACUGGAGGAGCAGGUUCAGACUUCAUGCUGACCAAGGACCGUCUGUCUUGUUGUGCUCUCAGCAGAGAACACAAGGUUGACAUAGAAAUAUCUGCCUAAAUCAUCCAGAAGACUCAGCUGGUUUGAUUUAUCUCAUGUGACUCACUACAGGUGAGUCACAGGCAGACAACGGUGCACAGCUGCACUGACCUGACCAGAGCUGUUACACAAGGAUCAUGACGGCAAGCAACACGUUUUCAUGCGUACAGAAUACUGCUCAUGUGUGUCAACUCUCAGCUCCACUUGUAUGACCUUCUGAAUGGAGACAUUUCUAUAUAUAGAAGACCAACAUGAGGAUUAAUCAUAAUAAAGUUUUUUUUG